Molecule: messenger RNA, 1044 nt
Organism: Sorex fumeus (smoky shrew)
Lineage: Eukaryota; Metazoa; Chordata; Mammalia; Eulipotyphla; Soricidae
Product: gasdermin-A-like
Exons: 7
Coding region: 1-1044 (347 amino acids)
Biological process (GO): defense response to bacterium; pyroptotic inflammatory response
Molecular function (GO): phosphatidylinositol-4-phosphate binding; phosphatidylserine binding; phosphatidylinositol-4,5-bisphosphate binding
Source: RefSeq, a predicted model, not a curated record
AUGGCGACAGGAGCAGGGACAGGAGUCCCAGGCGUAGGCUCCGGGCCACAGGGACAGGCCAUGGGAACCAGCAAGGGGACCCGCGGUGCCAAGCUGGCUGUGAAGACCCUCAGUGUUUCCCCCAACACCUGGGAGACCCUGGUGGAGCAGAGGAAGGUGAGGGUGCCGCGGCCCCCAUUCCUGCAGAACCGGGAGGAGACGGAGAGCCUAUAUGUAGUGACGGAAGCGGUGGAGACCGUGCAGGACAGCCGGCCGCAGAGCAAGACAGAGGGUGCGGGGCAGUCGGCCCUCCUCAAGGUGCCCACGGACAAAGCAGAGAUUGUCCCAGAGGGCAGCAUCAUGGCCUACAGGGUGCUGCGGCUGGUGAUCAAGGAGGAUCGCUGGGGCCCUGACUCCGACUGGACCCAGGGCAAGGAGCCCGGCUUUGAGGCCCUGCAGCAGCAGCUGGGGGCCCAACUACAGGACCUGGCCACGCUACCCCCGGAGAUGAGGCUCACACUGUUGGGGGCCCUUCAAGAGCUGCUCCGGACCCCUGAGGCCCUGCAGAAGCUGGAGGACUCACUGGAGAAGGUCUUGGAUGUCGGGGAGCUGGAAGAUCUGGGGGGCCCCGGUGGCCUCGUCCUGAGCACCCUCCAGGACCCGGCAGGGAGCCUGCUGCCCUCCAAAAGUAGAGCCAUCCUCUGCAUUCUCGGCGCACUCGUGGUGCUCAGCGACACCCAACUGAAUCUGCUGGCUCAGUGCCUGGAGAGGGGUCUCCUGCCCCAGCAGCUGGAGUUGGUGGUGAACAUCUUGAAGGCAACCUUUGACCUGAGGGAGGAGACCACCGUCCCCAUCCCCGUCCCCCCCGAAGCCCUCUCCUCGCUGCCCAAGGAGGACGCGGCCCUGGCUCUGAGCCUGGUGGAGAGCUGUGGGCUGGAGCUGCAGGGGUUCUCUCACCCGCUCACCUGGGACCCCGAUGUGCUGCCCCAGCUCUCUGCGCUCUACGGGGCCCUCGAGGGGCUGCAGCUGCUGGCCAGUCCCUGCGCCCAGCAGGUCCAGGCCUGA